This is a messenger RNA of Aricia agestis (brown argus), 2115 nucleotides long. It is a transcript of the gene Nrk, whose product is annotated as tyrosine-protein kinase transmembrane receptor Ror2. Gene Ontology annotation, biological process: protein phosphorylation; multicellular organism development; positive regulation of kinase activity. Gene Ontology annotation, cellular component: signaling receptor complex. Lineage: Eukaryota; Metazoa; Arthropoda; Insecta; Lepidoptera; Lycaenidae. The transcript has a single exon. The record is from RefSeq and is a predicted model, not a curated record. Gene Ontology annotation, molecular function: transmembrane receptor protein tyrosine kinase activity; protein binding; ATP binding. Bases 186 to 2105 code for a protein of 639 amino acids.
UUGGCCCUUUGACGUUUCUACAUUGAGCUGUUUUGUGAACGUGAAAUUUUGCUAAAUCAAUAAUAAAUAAUGCGUCCGCCAUUUAAUCUUGUUAAUAUUGCUUCUAGUAUUUUUUAAAAGUAGUGUAAGGAUAAGAUGCAACGUUACAAUGUUACAUACUUUACAAUAUUAACUCAUUUAUAACGAUGGAUGGGUUUUAUAGAAUAAUUAUUGUUGUGCUUUUUACAAUAAAAUCAGUGCAUUUAUACUGUGGACCAUACAAUGGACAGAUAUGUAAGCAUUAUUCCACGGGCUACGUGUGGUACAAUCAUACGGGCGGCCUUGAAAAUGAAAAAAUCGCGACUGGCUUGUGGAAGGAAAUGAUAUCCGCUUUGAAGGAGCCAUGUCGCAGUACAGCAGAAAAAUUGUUAUGCGCCUAUGCUUUUCCUAAGUGUACGAAUAGAGAUGGAGUGGGCUACUUCGCCUUGCCACUGUGUUACGAGGAUUGUAUGGCUGUAAAAAUGCAGUUUUGCUACAACGACUGGAUUGUUAUCGAAGAUCAGAAGAGUCGUGGUGUCUUUUUCGAAUCCAGGGGACAUUUUCGUCUCCCUGACUGUGAGAAAUUGCCAAAAUUUGCGGGGAAAGGCGCCCAUGUAACAUGCAACAAUGCAGGCAUCACUGACAUGGAUUACAGUCAAGUAACAACAACUUGCAUUCACGGCAAUGGACGUUAUUAUCAGGGCACCAUGAAUAGAACAGAAACUGGACUUGCUUGUCAAGCUUGGGAGUCCCAGCAUCCUCAUCAACAUACAAGGCCACCAUUGGUGUUCCCUGAAGUGCAAAACUCCACCAAUUACUGUAGAAAUGCAGGAGGAGAAGAGCGUAAACCAUGGUGCUACACCAUGGACCCAAAUGUACGAUGGCAACUCUGCGAUAUUCCAGUAUGUGCUAACUCUAGCUUAGACAUAGACAAUACUAAUGGACCAAUAAUUAUGGAGAACUAUUUCACACCAACCUUUGUUUUAAUAUUGUCUGUCAGUGGACUUGGAUGUAUUCUAGGAAUAGCUUCGAUAGCACUUUUAUGCCAUUAUUUCCUGAAAAAUCAUUAUUCCAAAUGUAAUGUGUCAAACAGGAGGAAUUUACAAAGUAUGGAUAUUGAUCUGGACAAACUUCCAAGCAACAUGGCUUAUCAUACAACUGGGGCACAAUUGAAUCCCAAAUUAGAGAAACUGGAGUUUCCUAGAAACAAUAUAAUUUAUAUACGAGAUCUGGGGCAAGGUGCUUUUGGAAGAGUGUUUCAAGCUAAAGCUCCAGGCUUGGUACCUGAAGAGGAGUUUACACUUGUAGCAGUUAAAAUGUUGAAAGAUGAAGCUUCACAUGACUUACAACUCGAUUUUGAAAGAGAAGCUUGUCUGUUGGCUGAUUUUGAUCACCCUAACAUUGUAAAAUUGUUAGGUGUAUGCGCUAUAGGACGUCCAAUGUGUCUCUUGUUCGAAUUUAUGGGUAAAGGAGACCUAAAUGAAUAUUUGAGAGCAUGCAGUACAGCAGCAAAUUAUCCACCCGGUGUUGAAAACAGAGAAGACUUGAGACUCCUAGCUACUCCUCUUAACCAUUUAGAUCUCCUUCAUAUCGCUCGACAAAUUGCUUCCGGAAUGGUGUACUUGUCUGACAGGAAGUUUGUGCACAGAGAUUUGGCGACCCGAAAUUGUCUCAUCAAUGACGAUAUGGUUGUCAAAAUUGCAGAUUUUGGUUUGUCCCACAAAAUUUAUUUGCAAGAUUAUUACAAAGGUGAUGAGCAUGAUGCUAUUCCUGUCAGGUGGAUGCCACUAGAGAGUAUUCUGUACAAUAAAUAUACCCUUGAAUCUGAUGUGUGGGCAUAUGGGGUAUGUCUAUGGGAAAUCUUUUCCUUUGCCUUACAGCCAUACUUUGGUAUGACUCACGAAGAAGUAGUAAGAUUUUUAAAAGAUGGCAAUGUUCUAGCUUGUCCCGAUAACACUCCCAGAAGUGUGUACGACUUAAUGAAGCAAUGUUGGAACCAUCACCCAAGUGAUCGUCCAAACUUUAGAGUAAUAUACCAGACAUUGGACAAUAUUCAAAUGAUAUUAGAAAGAAAUAUUUCUGAAUGAUAAAAUGAGA